GGUAUUUACCACAAUGAAAUCUGGGUUCCAUGGCAACAAAGUUGACAUUGUCAGACUAAACUUAACUUAACUAUGGCCAAGUUUGUGCGUUUUUGGACAGCAAGAGACGUAGUAUUAAAGCAGCUGGUCAAAUCAGCCGAGGAAGCUGAUGCUAACAGAGUGACAGAGUACAAUGCUGCAGUGAGUAUACAGAGCUGGUUCAGGGGAAUACGACUGAGAGCAUACAUCAAGUAUCUCAAUGAUUGUGCUGUUGUCAUCCAAAAGCACUACAGAGGAUUUCUCGGCCGGAAAGCCUACAUGAGAAGGCUAAGAGAAUGUGUUCAGGAGAUGUAUGACAGACACUACAACAAAAUGGCAACGAAAAUCCAGAGCACAUGGAAAGGGUACAAUGUUCGAAAGUAUGUGUUCAACUACGGUGCCUACAAGCAGUACAUGGUGGACCUGAGUAGGAAAAACGAGGCGGUGCUGGCAAGACUCAAGCAGGAGAGGGAGGUGGCCAUGGAGGAGAGACUCAACAGGGAAGAGAAAAUGCAAGAGAUGUUGAUGGAGGAAGAGGCCAAGAGACAUCAUCACAUGCUGAGCACAGAAUGUCAAAAUGGAGUAUUCAGGUCUCAACACAAUGGAUCAUUUGAACAAACUAUGAGAAGCAUGCGAUUCUUCCAGCCAUGUGAAACAAAACUCAAGAGAAAAUCCCCUCAGCUAAAAACAGCUAAAGACACUAGUAUUCUGCCACCUCUCGUCCAAAGACCUAUGGUCCAAGGACCAUUCCGAGCACCAGAAGAGGUUUGGAAACAAAGGGUUAAACCUCUUAGUCCAACGUUGAGGGUCAGCACUUCCUACUACUCUAAAGAAAUUGCUAGAGCUGAGCUUAGGGCUGAGGAGUGGAGAAACAGAGUGAUUGAUGAGAAAUUCCUACCGUUUUCACAAAGAAGACGAUCCUAUCAGUCUCUGAUGCAUACACAAAGCUCUUUUGAGAGACCUGCCUAUGGCUUAAGGGCGGAGAAACCAGUCAGCAAACAGCCAUUCCGAACUGUCGUUCCCCCCAUCCCUAUAUUUGAGAAACUGAACAGUACAUAUUAAUGUGUUUGCAUGACAUUGCACUAUUGAAAAAAAAUGUGUGAUCAAGUGUAUCAUUCAACGA
Molecule: messenger RNA, 1141 nt
Organism: Halichondria panicea
Lineage: Eukaryota; Metazoa; Porifera; Demospongiae; Suberitida; Halichondriidae
Product: spermatogenesis-associated protein 17-like
Exons: 9
Coding region: 73-1080 (335 amino acids)
Molecular function (GO): protein binding
Source: RefSeq, a predicted model, not a curated record